Molecule: messenger RNA, 631 nt
Organism: Temnothorax curvispinosus
Lineage: Eukaryota; Metazoa; Arthropoda; Insecta; Hymenoptera; Formicidae
Product: elongation of very long chain fatty acids protein 7-like
Exons: 6
Biological process (GO): sphingolipid biosynthetic process; very long-chain fatty acid biosynthetic process; fatty acid elongation, saturated fatty acid
Cellular component (GO): endoplasmic reticulum membrane
Molecular function (GO): fatty acid elongase activity
Source: RefSeq, a predicted model, not a curated record
AUUUUAAAAUACCGUAUUGGCACUCUUUUUGCAACUUUUACGAUGUUCUCACUAUAACAAUGGAGAUAAGACUGAGAUAAGACGUUAUUGUAACCUACAUAAUUCCCUGAAUGAUAGUGACACAGCUGCUCGCUCAAAUGAGUUCGUGAAGAUUUCCUGAUAAACAAUUCAAGAGUUAUCCCUAUCUUUUGAAAAUUACAUCACCAAUAUGACUAGUCUUAUACGACUUGUUGUUAGCAAUUAUAACGAGGUUUUAAAAAACGUUAGAGAUCCAAUGGUGGAUACUUGGCUUCUAAUGGAAUCUCCAGGUCCUAUGUUAUGUAUUGUCGGCGCAUAUUUAAUAUUUGUUUUAAAAGCUGGACCAAAAAUGAUGGAAAAACGGCCGGCUUUUCAGCUGAAUACCGUUAUGAUCUUAUAUAACGCAUUUCAAGUACUCUUCAGUAUUUGGUUGACAAGUUUGAUAUGGGACGUCGAUGUUAAGAAUUUCUUUUUUAAUCAUGGAUGCAAUAUUCGUUUGUCACCUAAUUUACAGAACACAAACGCACAAGCGAUGUCACGAGGCGCUUGGUGGUAUUUUUUCUCAAAAAUUAUUGAGCUUCUGGACACGGUAUUUUUCGUUUUGAGAAAGAAG